AUGUACAAUCCCUUUGAUAUCAAAUACUUCAAAAGCGGCACGUCAUUUUCCGAUUUCAUUGAUUUUGUUCCUGUUCUCACUGUUUUUCAGCUCCACCCGCAAAGGCAUCUGGAUGAUGAUGAAGAUGAUAUCCAUGAUGAUCAUAAUCAUGAUCAUGAUGACGACGAUUAUGGUGAUAAUAACGAUGAUUAUGAUGAUGACGACGAUUAUCUGGAUUAUCAUGACGAUCAUGAUGAUGAUGAUAAUGAUGAUGCUGAUAAAAACGAUCACUAUGAUGAUGACGACAAUGAUGAUGAUGAUGAUGAAGACGAUGAUGAUGAUGAUUUUUAUGUUGACGAUGAAAACGAUAAUAAAGAAUACGAGGAUGAGGGUCAUGAUCGUGAUCGUGAUAAGGUUGAUGAUGAUGAUGAUGACGACGACUUGGGAAAUAAUAUUGAUGAUGAUGAUGUUUAA
Echinostoma caproni is the source of this 453-nucleotide messenger RNA. NCBI's taxonomy places the organism in Eukaryota, Metazoa, Platyhelminthes, Trematoda, Plagiorchiida, Echinostomatidae. The record is from the annotation of a GenBank genome assembly.